UGGUACAAUAAUCUGCCUCCAACUAAUAAAGCGUGUAUGAGACGCCGUGCAGACUUCGGGACUAAUUUGGGCAUAACUGUGAGGGAACCUCUGGGUAUUUAGCGGUGCUGGGAGGCAGCGGAGCGGCGGCGGCGGCGGCGGCACCGGCACGGAGGAGGCUGAUGCUGAGGUGAUGCAACCAGGGGAGGGGGCAGAGGAUCAUCCGGCCGCUGCCAGCGCCGACCCAGCUGACAUCUGAAACCGAUGCUGCCCUGCCGCCGAGUCCCACAGGCUGAGGGGCUGAGAGCCACCGCGGAUGGACGGACCUCCAGCGGGCCGUGGAGGAUGCGCAGCGGCCGAGAUUGAGCUGUAAAUGUGUCGGCAUCGGACAGCUCAGUAUGAAGAAGUCGGUGCGGCCAGCGGUGAGUAAGGUGGGCGGAGACCGGGGCAAGACGGAGGCGGCGGCGGCGGCCGGAGCCGGGAAACCUGCAACAAAAAGCCCCGCCACGGCCCCUCUGUCCAAGGUGAAAAGUAACGACGAUCUAUUAGCAGCCAUGGCCGGAGGAAAUCCUGCAUCGAAUAGCAGCGUCACCAAGAGCAAGAGGACCGCCUCCAUCGGCACCAGUGCCGGCAACGCAGACAGCAAGCCAAAGACGACAUCAGGUACUUCAUCCAAGCGUACAACAUCUUCAACUUCCAAGGAGCCAAACUCGUCACGAGAUCGUCUCCGGACGUCCCGGACCUCGGCUGCCAAGAAGCAGCUGGUCUCAGGGACCAUCGCGGGAGACGGAGCCUCUGGGAAACGCUCCCGGAGCCACGUCCUCGCAGACGCCGACAGCCGCAUGAGCAAAUCCAAAUCGGACGGUCAGAUCAGCGACAAGGUGGCUCUGGAGUCAAAAGUGAACGACCUGCUUGGUUUGGCGAAGAGCAAAGAUGUGGAGAUCCUCCACCUUCGCAGCGAGCUGCGGGACAUGAGGGCCCAGCUCGGCAUCGGCGGGACGGAGGCGCCGCCGCCGCAGCAGGAGGAGGAAGAGGCCGGCGAGGAGGAGAAGCCGCAGGCGUCGGCCAUCACGGCGGCCGACGUGGAGUCCACCCUGAUCCUCCUCCAGGAGCAGAACCAGGCCAUCCGGGAGGAGCUCAACCUGCUGAAGAGCGAGAACCGCAUGCUGAAGGACCGGCUCAACGCGCUGGGCUUCUCGCUGGAGCAGAGGCUGGACGGAUCCGACAAGCUGUUCAGCUACGCCUCGCUGAGCCCCGACCUGGCGGCGGGCGGCGGGCACCACAGCGACGGCGGCGGCACGGGCACGCUCACCUCCUCGGUGGAGGGCUCCGCCCCCGGCUCGCUGGAGGACCUGCUCACGGGACACCAGCACGGCGGGUCGGCGGACAACCUGGACAGCGAGUCCAGCGAGGUGUACCAGGCCGUCACCUCCAGCGACGACGCCCUGGACGCUCCCUCGGGAGCCUCCUCCUCGUCCGAGUCGGAGUGCGCCCCGAGCCGCGAGCGCUCGCGGAGGGGCAGCAGCGGCAACGCCAGCGAGGUGUCGGUGGCCUGCCUGACGGAGCGCAUCCACCAGAUGGAGGAGAACCAGCACAGCACCGCCGAGGAGCUGCAGGCCACGCUGCAGGAGCUGGCCGACCUGCAGCAGAUCACCCAGGAGCUGAACGGCGAGAACGAGCGGCUCGGCGAGGAGAAGGUCAUCCUCAUGGACUCGCUGUGCCAGCAGAGCGACAAGCUGGAGCUGUACGGCCGGCAGAUCGAGUACCUGCGCUCGCUGCUGGACGAGCACCACGUCUCCUACGUGCUGGAGGAGGACAUCAAGAGCGGCCGCUACAUGGAGCUGGAGCAGCGCUACGCCGACCUGGCCGACAACGCCCGCUUCGAGAGGGAGCAGCUGCUGGGCGUGCAGCAGCACCUGUCCAACACGCUGAAGAUGGCCGAGCAGGACAACGCCGAGGCGCAGGAGAUGAUCGGAGCGCUGAAGGAGAGGAACCACCAGAUGGAGCGCAUCGUGGACUCGGAGAGGCAGGACCGGAGCGUCAUGGCCGCCGCCCUGGACGAGUACAAGGCGGCGGUGAGCAGCGACCAGGCGGAGCUGAGCCGCUGCCGCGCCCAGCUGGACCAGGAGCGGCAGCGGGUGGCCGAGCUGUACUCGCUCCACACGGCGGGCGACAAGAACGACAUCUGCCAGCUGCUGGAGGGGGUGCGGCUGGGGAAGGAGGAGGCCGAGGCCAAAGCUGCACAGACGCAGGAGAAGCUGGAGGAGGCGCACGGCGAACUCGGCCGCCUGCAGGAGGCCUUCGGCAAGCUGGACAGGGAAUACCGGGACUUCCAGGAGCAGGCGCAGCAGCAGAUGGCGGAUCAGGAGCGCACGCUGGAGAAGCAGCGCGUGGAGCUGCAGGAGAAGGACACGGAGAUCGCGGACAUGAAGGAAACCAUCUUCGAGCUGGAGGACGAGGUGGAGCAGCACCGAGCCCUCAAACUGCACGACAACCUCAUCAUCACCGACCUGGAGAACUCUGUGAAGAAGCUGCAGGACCAGAAACACGACAUGGAGAGAGAGAUUAAGAUUCUCCACCGCCGACUCCGGGAGGAGUCGAUGGAGUGGCGUCAGUUCCAGGCAGAUCUGCAGACGGCCGUUGUCAUUGCUAAUGACAUCAAGUCGGAAGCGCAGGAGGAGAUUGGAGACCUGCGGCGGCGGCUGCAGGAAGCCCAGGAGAAGAAUGAGAAGCUGAGCAAGGAGCUGGACGAGGUCAAGAGCCGCAAGCAGGAGGAGGAGCGAGGCCGGGUGUACAACUACAUGAACGCGGUGGAGAGAGACCUGGCCGCCCUGAGGCAAGGCAUGGGCCUCAGCAGGAGGUCCUCCACCUCCUCCGAGCCCUCGCCCACCGUCAAGACGCUCAUCAAGAGCUUCGACAGCGCCUCGCAAGGUCCCCCGUCCAACGGCGCCGCCGUGGCGCCGACUGCCCCCGCCGCCCCGCUGCCGCGGACCCCCCUCAGUCCCAGUCCCAUGAAGACGCCUCCUGCAGCCGCAGUCUCGCCCAUACAGAGACACUCCAUCAGCGGCUCCAUGUCGGCAGCCAAGCCGCUCUCGUCCCUGAACGACAAGAGGCCCAGCUACACGGACAUCAGCAUGCCGGCUGAGCACCUCCUCCGGGGAGCCUCGGCCGGCCGGCCCUCCUCCGCCCUGCAGAGGGUCUCCAACAUGGACUCCACCAAGGCCAUCUCAGUGUCGCGCCGGAGCAGCGAGGAGAUCAAGAGAGACCUGACGGCCGCAGACGGCGCCUCCUCCACCUCCCUGAUGGCCAUGAGCGCAGCCUCCUCCCCCCUGUCGCUGUCCUCCUCCUCCCCCACCGCCUCCAUCACCCCCACGGCGCGCAGCCGCCUCAGAGAGGAGAGGAAGGACCCGCUGUCCGCUCUGGCCCGAGAGUACGGAGGCUCCAAGAGAAACGCUCUGCUGAAGUGGUGCCAGAAGAAGACGGAGGGUUACCAGAACAUUGACAUUACCAACUUCAGCAGCAGCUGGAACGACGGCCUGGCGUUCUGCGCCGUGCUGCACACCUACCUGCCGGCUCACAUCCCGUACCAGGAGCUGAGCAGCCAGGAGAAGAGGAGGAACUUCACGCUGGCCUUCCAGGCUGCGGAGAGCGUCGGCAUCAAAUGCACUUUGGACAUCAAUGAGAUGGUUCACACCGAGAGGCCCGACUGGCAGAGCGUCAUGACCUACGUCACCGCCAUCUACAAAUACUUCGAGACCUGACUGCGCCGUCUCGCCCGCCCGUCCCGUUCUGGCAGCACAAUCAGAGCCACGCCCCCCCCCCCCUUCCUGAGCUCACUGCCCCCCCCCACUGUCUUCAUCCACGCUGCACGGCUCUGCAGUAUUUAGCUGGACUCUGAGCAGGUCUGCAGUCAGGAGGAGAGAACGGACAAAACAAAAAAAAAACAUGUCCGAGUGCCUUUUUUCUGGCUUUUCCUCACAUUUCGCAUCACUUUAAAUAUUCAUCCAGGAGAAGUUUCCCUGAAGUGUCACAGGUUUUGAUUUUCUUUUCAGAAGUUCUUCUUGCAUAUCAAACCUGAACGUUGUUGUAAUUCCUCGAUGUUACUGAAGAAUCCUUCUCUUGUUGCACCAAGUCUUCCAGAUGUUUGGGUGUGUUACAGACGCCUCAGAGGAACUAAGUGCCUGAGUGUGUUUGGAUGCAGGAGGCCAGGAAAUGAGCUCUCCUGCUACUUUUUCACAGAGCAGAAGAUUGGAGGAGGAGUUUGCCAAAUAACAUUGUUAGCGCCUUUUUUUUUUCCUCCUCUUUUCUUUUGUUUUCUGAUUUCCUUCCUCUCGCUCAACCGGACGGACGAUGAAUUACGAGCGGCCUGGUUUGAAGCACAGACGUCUCACCGACGACUCUGCCGUCGUGUUGUUGAGCUGCACUAACACAACUCCACGAAGGUGGCCUGACUUCUGAACGCUCCGCAUCGCAGCUGCAUAUCCCGGCCUUGUUACACAUGACAGCUAUCGGAGGAGUUCCUCCUCACAUUUGUCUGCUUUCUGCAUUUUUUUAAGCUUUUUUUUUGAGUUCUUAGGUGAUGAGAAGUCGCUUGAAACUACAAGGCGUUUCAUUGAGCUCAUAGUUACAUUCCAGUUUCUGCUUUUGAACAGAUUCUGAAAAACAGAAGUUCCCUGGUUUUGGCUCAUCACUCACAAUCUGCUGUGAGAUUACAGAGCUCCUGGAGUCUGCCGCAUCCCCAGUUCCAUCCUGUUACAGCUCGUCCAUCACGCCGAGACUCGCCUGUCUCAGCAGUCGUACUGAAAAACCAGUGAACAGACCAGUCAGAAACCAGUUAGCAGCCGGCCCAACGAGCCUGAUCCCAGUCAGAACCCCACGGGAGUCAGUGGCACACUGAACUUGAUGCGAUUCUACCAUUAAAAGGUCUGUUUUUUUUCGGUGCAUUUUGGUAUUUUCGUCGAUAGCGAGCUCUGCAAAUCAUCCGAGUGGCGCUUGGCGGACGUGCUCUGAAGUAUUUAAUGAAUUCCUCCUGUUUGGAAGGUUUUCGUGGAUUCGGAUGUGAGAUUUUGAGGCGCUGACUGGCAGAUUUUCUCACUUCCAGACAGACUGACGCGGCUCUUUUCUAGUCUUCAUGCUAAACUGAACCCUCCCCUCCGCCGUUAACAGGGUGCAUAACUCCAUUUAUUGAGAGGCUGUUUGAGGACAGCGGGAAUUCUCUUAAUUGUGGGUUCAUUGGGGUUGUUUUUGAACUUGCCGGUGUCCCUGAGCAGCGAUCGGAGCUCCUGGACGCCGGCGAAGCAGCCUCUCCGUCUGCUGCAGGAAGCUGCGCGUUAACUGUGCCUGCACAUAUCCAAGGUCACUGUAUUUAUUUGUGUAGUUUUUGAUCAUUUCUCGUUGCUUUAUUUGUGUCUCCAAUGUAAAUAGGUUUAUUAAACACACACACACACUAAGUAGCUGCACUGAAAUAAGCUUUUUGUAACUUUUUCUGCCUUAACAGCUUCAAUCGAGGCUCCUGCUGCUGAAACUGUGAGGCUUUUAGCCGGCGGCUGGUUUUCCUUUGCUCAGUGGAGGCGCGCUGUAUCGAUCGAUCAAUCAGUUCAUCAGUCCUGUCAACAGAAACAAGGUUUUCGUCUCGGCUUCAAAAACGUCGGCCUUUAACUGAUCUCAAGUCAGCACAAGAGUCCAGACUGGUUUCAGACUGGUGACAGCAGUUUAACCCGGUCUGGAAGCUGCGUCUGUUUGCAGACGAUGCGUUCGUGUGCCAGCGUUUAGCGCGGCGCUCUGUCCGUCCGGUGGGUCGGACUCGGACCCUGGCCGUGCGGCGGGCUGGAAUGCGUGGCGCCGGUCUCUACACGAGGCCCGGCCGGCGUUGUGCUGCUGGGCAGUGAUUGAGGAGCGCUGGAGGCCGGCUGAACGGAGACCAGCAGUCGCUGGGAAGCACAUUCCUCCGCCGCGUCUGGACGGACGGGCUGCUUUGUUUUGGGACCCGGAGGCGAACGCUGUUUGUCCGUGGUGGUCCUCUUCAUCACUUCUUAUUCUUCUUCUUUGUUUACUUGAAAAUGCUCUGAGAAUUCCACUGAAACCUGCUUUACUUUUUCCUCCAUGUUGCCUUUUUUUUUCUUUUUUUUUACCCCACAUUUUCCAGUCUGAAGAUUGCUGGUGGGAUUUUUUGUUUUAUUUUUAUUUUUUGUGAUUACACUACAUGCAGUCCUGAAAAAGUCCCUCAGUGAAGCUAAAGCUGGAUGAAUAAGUGUGUGUGUGUGUGUGUUCUGAAGCGUGUGUGUUUGUGUGUGCGUAAAGGGACUAAGCUACAGUAUUAACUGCACACUAUGACGAUAAUCAGUUGUAAGAAAACAAAAGGCUGUUUCUCUGUUGCUUUGUAUUUUUCCUGGCAAUGCCUGUAGUUAUAAAAGAACCAGUGAACAGC
Messenger RNA from Salarias fasciatus (jewelled blenny), 6406 nucleotides. RefSeq names its product sperm antigen with calponin homology and coiled-coil domains 1-like a (gene specc1la). The transcript is spliced from 16 exons. The record is from RefSeq and is a predicted model, not a curated record. Bases 378 to 3740 code for a protein of 1120 amino acids. Gene Ontology annotation, molecular function: protein binding. Lineage: Eukaryota; Metazoa; Chordata; Actinopteri; Blenniiformes; Blenniidae.